CGGUUUGGGGAACUCCGGUGAGAACAACAUCACGUGAUUAAUUCUCAACUCUUAUCUCUGUCCUAAUUUCAACUUCCUCCCACACACGUGCUCUUCAAUUGUCCCAUUUGGGCAGGCACCGAUUUCAUUUGAUGGAUUGUCAAAUGCAAAGUUAUAUUGGAAGGAAUUCAUAUUUGAAUCCCCAAUGAAGCUUCUCUAAUCAUCAAGAUGCACCGAACACAAAGAGUGGCGAUGGUAUCUGACACGCAAGCAGCAACCAAUCACUGGUCUGAUGAAGAACUGAGGGAUAAAGUUGGACAGGUAUGUCUUAAACUGUCUAAAUAAUUUUGUAUUUUAGAGUGAUCCAUGGUAUUUUUGCUGCGUCUUUCAAUUCUCCAGUCUCCCCAAUGUCAUGGGAUUCGCGGAGGGCGGAGGGAUGGCAUAACCUCGAAAUGCGAUGACGCAAUCGAUUUAUCAUACUGACUUUAAGGACAAUGCAGCUUUUUAUUGUUGGAUUUCAUGGCCAUGUUACCAACGAAGAUAUCAAGACUCUCAUCACAGUUCACAGAGUCGGAACCAUCAUACUUUUUCAGAGAAAUGUCGCAGAUUCGGCCCAACUGUCCCAAUUAACUGCUUCAUUACAAGAGAUCGCAAAAGGUUCUGGGCAUGCUCAGAGUCUUUUCAUUGCAAUCGACCAGGAAAAUGGACUAGUGGCUCGUAUCAAUCCACCUAUUGCAACAGAACUUCCUGGUCCAUGGCUCUGGGAGCGACCAAUGAUCCGUCAAAUGCUUUUACUGUUGCUGUAUGCACAGCCAAAAUAUUGAAAGCAUAUGGUAUCAACAUGAAUUAUGCCCCCGUUGCGGACAUAAAUUCAGAACCAAAGAACCCCGUCAUUGGAGUAAGAUCAUUCUCAGAUGAUCCGCAGACAGUGGGAAGAUUUGUAUCAUCUCAAGUGGAAGGUUUACAGCAAAAUGGCAUACUGUCUUGCGUCAAACAUUUCCCUGGCCAUGGUGAUACGGCUGUGGACUCUCAUCAUGGCCUUCCGGUUAUUACUAAAUCCAAAGGGGAACUAGAAGCCUGUGAGCUGGUACCGUUCCGGCGUGCUGUGAAAGCUGGUGUAGAUGCUAUUAUGACUGCUCAUAUAUCUCUACCUCAGUUAAACAGAAAUUUCAACGUAGCUAACAACCAAUUGCCAGCUAGCUUGUGUCCCGAUGCAAUAAGAAUCUUGCGCCAGGAGAUGGACUAUGAUGGCUUGAUAGUAAGUGAUUGUUUAGAAAUGGACGGCGUUAGAGCGACUUAUGGGACAGAGAAAGGAGCAGUUAUGGCAUUAAAGGUCAUUAUCACGAAUAUUCUUACAAAAGCCAAUGCUGAAAUCUUGUGCAUAUAGGCAGGAACUGACUGUGUCAUGGUGUGUCACACAAUGAAAGCUCAAGUCGGUGCCAUUGAAGCUGUUAUUGCUGCAGUGAAAUCUGGUGAGAUUUCCCAGGAGGUGGUUGAGUCAUCAGUAGACUGAGUUAUACGACUAAAGACUAAAUAUUUAUCCACGAGUGUUUCAACGGCUGAUUCUUACUCAAAUGUUCAAAUGCUUAACGAAGAAUCAUCAAAAGUUGCGUCAGAAGUUUACGCCAAGAGCACAACUGUUGUCCGCACUGAGCUGGGAUAUCUUUCAAUCCCAAGAGAUUCUAUGAAAGUUUUAUUGUUGUUCGCAUCAGAGGCACAUCUAGGGGGUGGUGCUGUUGACAGUGGUGAGGAUAGAGCAGCUCAAUCCCCACUGCUCAUCUCGUAUAUUGAGACUCUCAAGCCUUACUGUGAAUCUAUCAUUGACAUACAAUUCAACGAGGGAUAUUUAUUGGGUCCAGGUCACAAGGACAUGAUUCAUUUUGCGGAGGCUGAUAUGAUAAUUCUUGCGACCAGAAAUGCGACCUUCAGUCCCUAUCAAAAAGCUUUGGGACGAUUUCUGGGCAAAUCUCUUAUUCCGAACAAGAAGUUCAUCACAAUUGCAACUUGUGAUCCGUACGAUUUUCUUGAAGAUAGGAAUGUCAUAAAAAAUUACAUCGCAAUAUAUGAGCCUAGUGUCUCAGCUUUUAGAGCAGCGGUGGAGGUAAUAUUUGGCGUUCGACCGGCUCGAGGAAUACUUCCUGUAUCUUUACCGAGCUCUCGACAUACUACUCAUCCGUUUGAGGAGACGGUGGAGGAUCAAGUGGGGCGCUGGCUGACAUGAGCGGGGAUAAAAUCAAUGCAUCAAGGCCUUGGAUUAGCAAGUCUGCAUCACGAAUUUAGGGUUUACAUCAUCACCUUCGGCUCGAUUGGUGAGCUAAGCUUGAUUUCCUCUUUCUCUGAAAUUAUUCGAGGGCUUUUUGCAUUAUUAAUAUUGAUACCAUCAGGUCCUAAAACGGAUCGCGGGUUAGAAAACCAUCAAGUCUACUCUGUUCGCUAAGGCGCUGGAGUACAGGAAGAAACGGCGUGUUGAAGGAUUGUGCAUUGAUUGGGUUGGGAUUAGUGGCCGCCAUGAGACAUCAGGCGCCUUGAGUCUGAAGAAAGUAUGAAUUACGUGGAUAGUGCCAACAUUUCGCAGCAUCACAAAUACAACGCGGAAGGGCAUUCUCCGAGCUUGAUCAGGAAUUCUGCACUAUGGCAAAUGACUGAGGAGCAAGAGGUUGAGUGCAGUGGCGAUCUCAAGAUUUCCCCACAAUUGAAUAAGGUGCAGCUCAAUCUUGAGGUACACAACAGAUAACGGAAGAUAUUUCUACCUCAGCCUAAGUGGAAUGAACUGACUAUGUAUGGGGCUUGUUGGGAAAAUAUGACAGAGGCUUUUAGUGGUCAGUAUUCUGUAAUGUGAUGCUUCGUACUCGUCGUCGCAAUGAUUUCUGACAUAAAAGUAGCAUCUUGUGUUGCCUGGAGAUGGCUAUGGAACGAACACACCCUUGAAUAUUUUCUUUGUUGCUGGACCCACUUUGCCGAACCUUCCGCUCAUUCACUUCAGUCCAUUGGAUGACCGUUGAUGUUCUGUUAAUCCCCCCGAUGCUAAGGCCGCACUUCCCGGAGAAGUUAGCUCUUCAAUUUUGAAGGAUAAUUUAUCCUUCUCCAAUAAAGCUUUACUUGGCGAUCUGAUGACCACGUUCCGUUACAUUGUAAAAACUGGGGAAUCCCUGCCCUCAAACAGACUUCUAAUUGGAAGAAAAGUUACAUGGGAAGGUGUAGAUAUUUUUCGGUCGGUAGAAGUGGACGCCGGACCUGCAAAUAUAUCAAACCCCUGUGCUCUAUUGGAAAGUCUUUCAAUCUAUAUAAAUAAAAAUUGAGCAGUGGACGCAAUGUUUAUCCUGUAAUCUCUGUCUCCGACGACUGUCUAAAAUCAUGAAGCUCUUUCGAAAUAGGGGGAUGAUUAGAUAGAUCUUUCGGAAGGAUUAUUCCAUGUUGUUUCAAACAAAUACAUAGUAAAGUGUAAUAGCGCGAAAAAGCGAACUUUCAUGCCGAAACAAAACUUUAAUUUCUCGGCUAAAUAGUUCACUGACGACCAUUGGC
This is a messenger RNA of Sclerotinia trifoliorum, 3501 nucleotides long. The record is from the annotation of a GenBank genome assembly. NCBI's taxonomy places the organism in Eukaryota, Fungi, Ascomycota, Leotiomycetes, Helotiales, Sclerotiniaceae.